AUGUCUACCUCUGCAACUUCCCUAGCCCUUCCCUCUCUCCGAACCAAAACUCCACAAUGUUUCUCUUCACUCCCUUCGUUCUCACUCAACAAGGAUUUCAAACCGUUUUCAUCUGUCUCCCUUCGUAAAACGCUGUCUUUGAGUUACCGGUUCGUUUCCCGUGUUGCGGUUUCGUCGGAGUUUAAGCAGGAGGUGGAUACUUUUGAUGAUGGAGAUACAAGGAAUUACUCUGCCAACCAGCGGCUGUUUGUUGGGAACCUUCCGUUCAGUGUUGAUAGUGCUCAACUUGCAGAGAUUUUUGAAAGUGCCGGGAACGUUGAGAUGGUUGAGGUGAUUUAUGAUAAGACUACAGGUAGAAGCAGGGGAUUUGGGUUUGUUACUAUGUCUUCUGCUGCUGAAGUUCAAGCUGCUGUUCAGCAGUUCAAUGGUUAUCUAGUGGAGGGAAGGGAAUUGAGAGUGAAUUCUGGACCAGCUCCUCCACCUCGUGAGAAUUCUCGUUUUGGUGGUCCUCCAAGAGGUGGUUCAUAUAGCGAACACCGCGUUCACGUGGGUAAUCUUUCUUGGGGUGUUGACAACUUGGCACUUGAGUCAUUGUUCCAAGAACAAGGAAAGGUUAUAGAGGCAAGGGUAGUCUAUGAUAGGGAAAGUGGAAGAUCUAAAGGCUUUGGAUUUGUGACUUACGGUAGUGCUGAAGAGGUCAGCGGUGCUAUUGAAUUCUUAGAUGGCGCGGACUUGAAUGGCAGAGCUAUCCGGGUCUCACCUGCCGAAAGUAGACCAAAGCGUGACUUUUGA
Vicia faba (fava bean) is the source of this 792-nucleotide messenger RNA. NCBI's taxonomy places the organism in Eukaryota, Viridiplantae, Streptophyta, Magnoliopsida, Fabales, Fabaceae. The record is from the annotation of a GenBank genome assembly.